Molecule: messenger RNA, 1563 nt
Organism: Cuscuta campestris
Lineage: Eukaryota; Viridiplantae; Streptophyta; Magnoliopsida; Solanales; Convolvulaceae
Source: the annotation of a GenBank genome assembly
CCCCCCCAAUGUUGUUUUCAAUGAAAAUAAUUUUCCUUGUUUGUCCUUGCCUAUUCCCAAUGUUGAAAAUGUGGCUCCAAAUGAGGUGGAGCAAUUGCCUGUUAUCAUUCCUACUGAUGUGCAUGUAGAAACUAAUGAACAUGUUGAUUCACACACUAAUGAAGAUGAGACUAUUUCUAAUGAGGUGGAGCAUGAUAGUGUAGAAUCACAUGUUGAAAAUGAUUUGCAUGACUAUCAACUUGCUAGGGAUAGAAAUAGAAGAACCAUUAGCAAACCUGCGAGAUAUGUUGAUGACUGUAAUAUGUCUGAGUUUGCUUUUCAUGUGUUUGAAUCCCUUGAGUGUGAUGAACCUAAGACUUAUCAUGAAGCAUUAGAAUCUAAAUGUUCUGAAAAAUGGGUUAGUGCUAUGAAAUGUGAGAUGGAAUCCCUUCGUGUUAACCAAACGUGGAAACUUGUGCCAAAACCUGAAAACUAUUCUCUUGUGGACUGUAAGUGGUUGUUUAAAAUUAAGCAAGAACCUGAAAAUAGUUCGACUCUUCGUGAGUUAUUUUUGGCAUGCUUUGUGAUGUUGCCUAGUCUUCGUGACUUGAGAGUACUUAGUGAACUCUCCACCACUACGUGUGUUCUCAUUUGUUGAUUACACAUUUAGUGGUUAUUAGGCUAUGAUGAGUCCCGCGGUUCCUUGUCCAACUAUGUGCACUACUUUGGGCCAAAGCAAAAAAGUCUUUUCCGGUUCAAACGCGCUCUUCUAUAUAUACGCGCAGAAGAAUAUCUCUCUACAUCUGCCCUAACUUAGUCCUAUAUCUCCGCUCGUAUCUCGCCGUCCUUUCACCGAUCACCGCGCGCUGCCAUGGCAAAUGCUGCAUCUGGCAUUUCGGUCCACGAUGAUUGCAAACUGAGAUUUUUGGAGUUGAAGGCAAAGAGGACUCACCGGUAUAUAGUAUUCAAGAUUGAGAAAAUGCAGGUAGUUGUGGAAAAGCUGGGUGAGCCAAAAGAGGGGUAUGCUGAUUUCACCACAGCACUGCCUGCCAAUGAGUGCCGAUAUGCUGUCUAUGAUUAUGACUUUCUUUCAGUAGAUAAUGCCCCAAAAAGCAGGAUAUUCUUUAUUGCAUGGUGUCCAGAUACAAGCCAAGUUAGAAGCAAAAUGACAUAUGCAAGCUCCAAGGACAGAUUUAAGAGGGAAUUAGAUGGCAUUCAGGUGGAGCUGCAAGCAACCGAUCCCAGUGAGAUGAGUCUUGAUGUCCUCAAAGAACGUGUGAAAUAAAUACUCUUCUCCCCUAUUGCCAUGCUUGAUCUGCUGCUCUCUUUGCUUUAUGAUUCCUCCAUCCAGAGAGAGAUGUGUUUAUAGUUUGUGUUCUUUGGGCCACUUGACAUUGCAAAGAUUGUGUAUUAGUGUGUUCCCUUCUCCCUCCACUUCUUUACCUCUCCAUCUUUUAGACCCCUCUUUCUUGUUAUGUACCCCAGAGUAGUUUUUUUUGUUGACGUUUGCAUCUCCAGAUUUGUGUGUUUGAAUGAAUGUGUGUGAUAAAUUUCUACGCUUACACUGCACUAAUGUGGCUUUUU